Messenger RNA from Sphaerodactylus townsendi, 4396 nucleotides. RefSeq names its product junctophilin 1 (gene JPH1). The record is from RefSeq and is a predicted model, not a curated record. Gene Ontology annotation, cellular component: junctional membrane complex; endoplasmic reticulum membrane; sarcoplasmic reticulum. NCBI's taxonomy places the organism in Eukaryota, Metazoa, Chordata, Lepidosauria, Squamata, Sphaerodactylidae. The transcript is spliced from 6 exons. Bases 151 to 2112 code for a protein of 653 amino acids.
GGGCGGGCACCGGCGCCGAGCCCAGGAGCGCUGCCCGGGUGGGCGCUUUGGCAUUUGUCUCGGGCGCUUUGGCGGGCAGCGCAUAGCAGCGCCCCGAGCCGGAGUCGCCGAGGAGCCGAGCAGGGCCCGGGCGCGCCCCUCUCCCCCUGAAUGACGGGCGGCAGGUUCGACUUCGACGAUGGCGGCACCUACUGCGGCGGCUGGGAGGACGGCAAAGCCCACGGGCACGGCAUCUGCACGGGGCCCAAGGGGCAGGGCGAGUACGCGGGCUCGUGGGCGCACGGCUUCGAGGUGGUGGGUUCCUACACCUGGCCCAGCGGCAACACCUACCACGGCUACUGGGCGCAGGGCAAGCGCCACGGGCUGGGCGUGGAGACGAAGGGCAAAUGGAUCUACCGCGGCGAGUGGUCGCACGGCUUCAAGGGCCGCUACGGCGUGCGCCAGAGCCUCACCAACCCUGCCCGCUACGAGGGCACCUGGAGCAACGGGCUGCAGGACGGCUACGGCGUGGAGACCUAUGGGGACGGAGGUACUUACCAGGGACAGUGGACAGGAGGGAUGAGACACGGUUACGGUAUGCGACAGAGUGUUCCUUACGGCAUGGCAACUGUGAUCCGGUCACCCCUCCGGACAUCUCUGGCUUCUCUCCGUAGUGAGCAGAGCAAUGGCACUGUUUUACAUGAUAUUACCUCGGACAGUCCAGCUGGUACAAGAGGAGGGUUUGUCUUGAAUUUUCACAGCGAUACCGAAAGUAUGGGUGGUAAGAAAAAAGGAGGUUUGUUCAGAAGAGGAUCCCUUCUUGGUAGUAUAAAACUUAGAAAAUCAGAAUCAAAAUCGUCCAUUUCUAGCAAACGUAGCUCUGUCAGGAGUGAUGCUGCUAUGAGCAGAAUUAGUUCUAGUGAUGCCAAUUCUACCAUUAGUUUUGGAGAUGGGGACUGUGAUUACUGCCCAGUGGAAGACCAUGUUGAUGCUACCACAACUGAAACAUACAUGGGAGAGUGGAAGAAUGACAAACGUAAUGGCUUUGGUAUUAGUGAGCGCUCGAAUGGUAUGAAGUAUGAAGGCGAGUGGCUAAAUAAUAAGAGACAUGGAUAUGGAUGUACCUUGUUCCCAGAUGGCACCAAGGAAGAGGGAAAGUAUAAAAACAACAUUUUGGUACGUGGAAUAAGGAAGCAGCUAAUACCAAUAAGGAACACAAAAACUAAAGAGAAAGUGGAGCAAGCGAUAGAAGGCGCCCAGCGUGCGGCAGCCAUGGCAAGAACCAAAGUGGAUAUUGCAACCUCAAGAACUGCACAUGCAAGAGCUAAAGCCGAUGCUGCUGAUCAGGCUGGCCAGUCUGCCCGUCAAGAGUGUGACGUUGCCAGAGCAGUCGCCAGAGAACUUUCCCCAACUUUUUACCAACCAGGCCCUGAUUAUGUAAAGCAAAAAUUUCAGGAGAGUAUGGGAGUUAAGGAAAAUCCUGAAGAAAAAGCUCCAGAAAAACCACCCUCACCCAAAGAGUCUCCUCAUUUUUAUCGAAAAGGAACUACUCCUCCUGGGUCCCCAGAAGAGAGCCCGAGGCAGAGUCCUCAACACUCUCCUGAGCCUUCUCCUGCAAAACAAGUCAAAAAGCAGAAUUCCACCUCACAAAGACUCAUUCAAGAAAAAAAGAAUAUCACUGAAAAUACAAUUCCUGUAGCUAACAAGCCCCUUCCUUUGAAAUCACCCGUGAAAGAAGAAAUAUUGGUUAAACAACAGCCAAAGCUCUCACCUCACAGAAAUCCUACCAGCACAGAUAAAGGGGAGUUGCAUGAUCAUUAUCAUGGCUACUAUGUGAAAACGAAUCCAACAUUGUAUCCAUAUGAGCUUGGGGAAGAUGAAAGCCAUGCCAACCCAUCCUCCUCGGCACUUGCACUAGUAGCAUCAGCUCCGAAGCCAAGCCCUGGGCUUCAGUUAGAUGCCAAAGAAUCAAUAAAGAAACCUGAAUUCACUGCACCAAAGAAUCCAGCUAAUAACAACUUCCAUUCUUCAGUGGAACGAGAAAUCAAUUCGGGUCCUAAUUCAAUCAUGAUUGUCCUGGUAAUGCUGUUGAAUGUUGGUUUAGCCAUUCUUUUUGUCCAUUUUCUAACUUGAUUGGAAUUGAAAAAGUGAAGUCUUGACAACUAGUGGCGUAAACCCACAGGUCUCAGCAGUUGUGUCAUCAGCCUUUAAAUGGCACGAGUCAUGUUCAGACACGGGGAAAGGAGUCUUGGAAUUAGGAUGGGACACGAGAGAGAUGAAACUUGGAAAACAGCAGGGCCCCGCACAGUUCCUCUGCUGAGGAUAUGUGGCUUUGGGGUCUUCUGAAACCUGAAGCAAGCAGCCACGAUGGGGGAAAAAACACGCGGAUGCACAAACAAGCUUGUUGAAGCAGCCCAACCAGUGAAGUGCGUUGGUUACUCCAUCUCUUCUAACAGAGAGUGUGACUAAACUGGAAAUGUACGGAGCUGCACUUUUGUUGAUGGAAGCAAACAGCUGCCUUACUAUUUUGUCGUCUGAUGGUUUUGGUGGAGGAGACGGGAAAGCGACUGCCAGAGGAAUGUGGUCAGAGGAUUCUGUUGCUGUGGAAGUGAUUCCAGUGUUCACUCCUAUCUCAUUAGAAGAAAUAGUUAGCAGCAUCACUCACCAGUCUUAUUCCAUUACCUGCUGCUUUUAAGAUCUCCUUUUAGUUUUCUAGGAGAUUGCGUUUCAUUUGCUUAUGCAUGAAUCUGUUCAUUUACUAUUUAUUUAAAUCCUAUGUACAGCCAUUAUAUUGUCAUGUAGACCUGCCUGGAAACUUGACUAGUUUUCACUCUGUAUCAGAAACUCAAAAAUAAAGCCUGUAGCAUAGGUGCAGUAUAGAUUUUUUUUUCUUGGAAGGAUCAAUUCUUCAGAACAUUUUUUUCCUAAGCCGGUAUAGUCAUUUUACAUAAAGGUUUAGUAGGCAAUAUGCAACUAUGUUUGAAGCCAUUGUUUAUUAUCUUCCUUGUGAUAGUAGCAAGCAGAAUUAUUUAAAAUGCUGCAAGAUUCAUCAGGUUGUAUGAGCAUACUUGGAAAGUGAGGUAGAAAUAGUCUAAGAAGCCUUGUGUCAUUAUUGGUUUGGGUGUUAUUUCAAUAAUGAAAAAUUACUAGUAUUUUGAAGUCUUGCCUGAGUGUUCAAUGAAAGCUGUUCAUUAAUACUUAGAAUAAAUAAUUUUUUAAAAAAAAGAAAAUGUCAGACUUUUUGUUGGAUACAUUCAGGUAGAGCAUUUAAGUCUGUUAAUAAUGACUGAUUAUCAGUCUGAUGCCUUUAAUGUUGUUAAAAAUGAGUCUGUAAUCUUACCUCAGCCAAUUAAAACUUAAGCCUCAACUUUUCAUUUUGGACUAUUUGUCUUAAUUAGAAUUGUUGUCAUGUGUGUUGAUAAUGUGAUCUGUAUUUUUGCCCCUUGUACUUACUGUAUCCCCCAUAACUCAAAAGCAUGCUUGUUUAUGUAUAGGAAAACUGUACAUGGUGUGGUCACUUUGAAAGUCAGCAUCUUAAAAUUUAGAAGCAAAGGGUUUAAAAAGGGCUUGGAUUUUGAUUUGUUUUAUUUCUUAGGGGGGAAAAAACCAUUUCAGGGGUUUAUCCUGUUUGUACAUUAUUAUUGUUACGGUUGUUUGCAUGGUUUAUUGUGGAGAGAGAUAGGUAGCUUCAUUAGCUAUUGUAAAGAGCAGCCCAACGAAGGAAAUGGGCAUGGAUUGGCUCCUGCAGUCUAUGCCAGGCACAUGAUGGUGGGAUUUUUUUUGCAGAAGUAUGUUAAGAAUAUUGGGAUUUGACCAGUGUAGAACUGAGAAGAAAGCAAAAAAGACAGCAUAUGAACAUUUUAACAACUUUCCUAUGUAUUUUUAAAUCACGUUUUGCUGUUAAAUCUAUAAAUUCUUAACUGAGAAUCAAAUUUUAUGUUGUAAUAUGACAAGAUGUCAUAAACACUAUUAUCUACAAUUUACCCCACUUACUCCUUAAACUAAUUUUAUAACUGACAUUUAAAUAUUACAUGUUUAUUUAAAUUAUUUAAAUAUGGCUUUUGAAAACAUUUAUAAAUUUAAGUGAGAAUGUUAGUUCUAUUUAUGUAUGAUUUAUAAUAUUUUUUAAAAACAAAGGCUCCAAUCAAAAAUUGUUGGUAUUUUUCUAAAAUGUGCACAACUGUAUUUUGCAUAAAAAGCUAUUUAUAGCUGUUAUACUGUACACUAUAUUUUGGAUAGCUGAUAAGUCAGCCAGUGUAUUUAAUGAUAUGUCACUUUGUCUAUUUAAAAUUUCUUGAUGUGAAUGAACUCUUUAUCUAAUGAGCUUCUUUAUUUAUAAUUCUGGAACCCAAAAUAGAUAAUGUACAGUUUUCAUAACUGUAUUUGAGCUAAUAAAAAGUAAUUGGUUACUAACGUG